AUGUCCCUUUUCCAUGCCAAUGCCGGACAGGCGGAAAUUAUCCGCAGUGUACAGAAGGACCAGGAACACAUCGAGUACAUACGGACGGCGCUGAGUGAGGUAUUGUUGCUGCUGAGCCAACGGCACUGGUUUAAGUACAAUGCGCUGUGUAAGCUGAUUGCCGAAGUUCUGUACCAUCAUUACGCUAUCCUGAACAAUCUGCAAACGCUCGGUGAAGAGUACACCGGGAUUAUACAGGUCGAUGCGAACUAUGUGCUGCUGCCGAACAAAGCACUCCAGCUGCUAGCGAUUCUGCUCGAGUACGGUGGUGAGCAUGUGGUUGAUCGGGUCCUUACCUACCUCCAGACGGAAAUUGAUCGCAGCGAAGAGUUGCUGGAUUCCGUCAAAACGGCUCUCCACAAGCUGAUCGAUACGUUGCGUGUGGUCGUACCGUACGUGCGUGGAUUCCACACCAGCCUGUUCUACAUCAACGGUGGAAAGUAUCACAUAUCGAAACGAUUGACUGGCAUUAACUAUGUUCUUAUUCGCAACUGGCUGAAGGAAGAUCAUUCCAUCUACGGGUAUAAGGUGCUGGGUUACGUUACCCUUACCCAGCUUAUACUAGCGCUGGUCGCACGUUACCGGCAGUAUCGGGUCGACCCAAAGGCUAAAUCGAUGCCGCUCGCACCCCCAUCCAGCGGGAAACGGUUGUCUGGUGUGCUCGCACCAACACGCAGCUGUGCACUCUGCAUGGACACGGCACAGGACAUCAGCGUUACGCAGUGUGGGCAUCUAUUUUGCUGGCACUGUAUACUGAACUGGCUGGACCAGCGUCAAAUAUGCCCGAUUUGUCGUGAAGCGAUCAAGAAAACGCGCGUGGUAAGGUUGCAGAAUUUUUCCGUUCCGCAGGAGCUGCCGAGCUAG
Anopheles maculipalpis is the source of this 903-nucleotide messenger RNA. RefSeq names its product peroxisome biogenesis factor 10 (gene Pex10). Gene Ontology annotation, biological process: protein import into peroxisome matrix. The transcript has 2 exons. Gene Ontology annotation, cellular component: peroxisomal membrane. Lineage: Eukaryota; Metazoa; Arthropoda; Insecta; Diptera; Culicidae. The coding region runs from base 1 to 903 and encodes 300 amino acids. The record is from RefSeq and is a predicted model, not a curated record. Gene Ontology annotation, molecular function: zinc ion binding.